Plasmopara halstedii is the source of this 1701-nucleotide messenger RNA. RefSeq names its product wee protein kinase. The transcript is spliced from 8 exons. Lineage: Eukaryota; Oomycota; Peronosporomycetes; Peronosporales; Peronosporaceae. Bases 1 to 1701 code for a protein of 566 amino acids. Gene Ontology annotation, molecular function: protein kinase activity; ATP binding. The record is from RefSeq and is a predicted model, not a curated record. Gene Ontology annotation, biological process: protein phosphorylation.
AUGUUGCUCAACGGCUUGCGCUACAAGGCUCGAACGAACGGUGGCUCGUCGCAGGCGUCGGGUGGUAGCGUGUCCAGCGGCACCAAAAAGCAGCGCUCGAUUCAUGAUUUCUUCACACAAUCGUCGGUCGGGAACAAGCGUGUAGGUGGUAAGCUGCAUAAGGUCCGGCGGUCAUUGGAAGCGUCAGCAAAAGGCAAGAGCUUUGACUCCACAGUUUUGCAAGACGGUGAAGAUAAUUCGGUUUCAGUGCAAAAACGCAUCGAUUAUGACGUGAUGGACGACGAGAGCAGCGAAGAACCCAUUUUCUUUGUCUCUCAAAGUAGUGACAGCGGUCCGCGUAGACACAGACCCAUAAAAAUUGAUUUCACGGGUUGCUCUAGUCAACGUAGUGAACCCGACCUUGAGCCUACGCACACACCCGUGCGCUUUGGCCCGCCAUCUACAAAACAAGGUUACUACACGCCUGGGAGGGCAACGCCUUUGCAGCAGUCUAGUCAAGACGACAUGGACUUCCUUACGCCCCGAGACCAGCCGGUUAUUCCGUUGUCAAAUCCGACGACGCCAUCACCAUUGAAAAAGAGAUCGAGGCUUAACGAGGAAGUGGAUGUUAUUCAAGAAGAAAAAGUGCAAAAUCUCACGCAGGAAAUGGAUUACAUGGAAAUGAGGCACGCCACAAAGGGGUUUCCAUGUUUAAACAGUCAGACUUCUAUAGACAUGCAAUCAACAAAAGGUCAUGAGAUAGCCAAUGCAAAGAGACCAAAAAAUGGAGACCAGACUGCGCCAUUUCUGUCUGAGGAAUGUUACGUGAAUCCAUUUGCACCGAGGCCAAUGACUGAGUCGGGGAAGAAAAAAGUUUUACGACGCAAACGACGGUCUUAUCCGUCAGCGUGGACUGGAACGAAAAAUGGCUCACCUAUUUCCAGAUAUCUGACAGAUUUCUCUGAAGUGGGGUUGAUAGGCUCAGGCACUUUUUCUAAAGUAUAUAAGUGCAUGAAGAAGAUCGAUGGGUGGAUAUAUGCUGUGAAGAAACGCAAACGACACUUUCGGGGAAAGGCAGACACUGAGAGAGCUUUACGUGAAGUACAAGCUCUCGCCGCAAUGAGCAGUAGUAAUCACGUGGUUCGAUAUUUUGACGCUUGGAUAGAAAACGAUUUGCUUUACAUUCAGCUAGAAAAUUUAGAGGGCUGUUCGCUUGCUGGCUUCGUCAACAAAUUUGCACCGCACAAAGUACCAGAAGAAACGCUGUGCAAGCUUUUGUGUCAUAUUGCGCAGGCUCUAUACGAUAUGCACAGCAAAAAAAUGGUUCACAUGGAUGUUAAGCUACAGAAUGUUCUGGUCGGUCCAGGCGAAGUGUAUAAGCUUGGCGACUUGGGGACUGUUGCGCAUUUGGAUGGCAGUAUGGAUAUCACAGAAGGCGAUAAUCGGUAUUUAAGUCGGGAACUGCUUGAAGGCAAUCGAAAUAAUUUACGCGCUGGUGACAUCUUCGCUUUAGGGGCUACAAUUUAUGAGCUUGCGCUGGGAACAACACUUGCUAGUUGUGGCGAAGAAUGGCAAAAGAUCCGCGAUGGAGAUCUAGUGAUGUUUCGGCAUUACUCCAACUCUUUGCAGCAUCUGAUUGCUACCAUGUUGCACCCUGACGCACUGCAGCGUCCUCUUGCCGAAGAUAUUUUGCAGCACGAAGUCGUGCAUCCAUUUCGGUAA